UUUUCUGAAGAAAAAAAAAAACAUUUUCAUCAUCUUCUUCUUCUUUUUCAUCAAUCAUCACCAGUGGUUCUUUUCCUUCUGAGAAGAUCGAAUUGUGUUUUGCAAAAAUGGGAGUUCCAGAGAAAGACCCUCUUUCCCAAUUGAGUUUGCCUCCUGGUUUUCGGUUUUACCCCACCGACGAGGAGCUUCUCGUUCAGUAUCUGUGCCGCAAGGUCGCUGGCCACCAUUUCUCUCUUCCAAUCAUUGCCGAAAUUGACUUGUACAAGUUCGACCCAUGGGUUCUUCCAAGUAAAGCGAUUUUCGGUGAAAAAGAGUGGUACUUUUUCAGCCCCAGAGACAGGAAAUACCCGAACGGGUCUCGACCCAACAGAGUAGCUGGGUCGGGUUAUUGGAAAGCCACCGGAACCGACAAGAUCAUCACCACCGAAGGUAGAAAAGUUGGCAUAAAAAAAGCCCUCGUUUUCUACGUUGGCAAAGCCCCCAAAGGCACCAAAACCAAUUGGAUCAUGCACGAGUAUCGCCUCCUCGACUCUUCCCGAAAGAACACUGGCACCAAGCUUGAUGAUUGGGUUCUGUGUCGUAUAUACAAGAAGAACUCGAGUGCACAGAAGACGGCGCAAAACGGCGUCGUUCCGAGCAACGAGCACACUCAAUACAGCAACGGUUCCUCUUCUUCUUCUUCGUCCCAGCUGGAGGACGUUCUGGAAUCUCUGCCAUCGAUUGAUGAAAGGUGUUUCGCGAUGCCACGCGUCAACACGCUGCAACAACAACAGCACCACGAGGAGAAGGUCAAUGUUCAGAACUUGGGUGCAGGGGGUUUAAUGGAUUGGACCAACCCUUCGGUUCUGAAUUCGGUCGCCGAUUUCGCCUCGGGGAAUAAUCAAGUGGUGCAGGACCAGACUCAGGGGAUGGUGAACUACAACUGCAAUGACCUUUAUGUCCCUACGUUAUGCCACUUGGACUCAUCGGUUCCGUUAAAGAUGGAGGAAGAGGUGCAAAGCGGCGUGAGAAACCAACGGGUCGGGAAUAAUAAUUCGUGGUUUCUUCAGAAUGAUUUCACACAGGGGUUUCAGAAUUCGGUUGACACGUGUGGGUUUAAAUACCCGGUUCAGCCGGUCGGGUUCGGGUUCAGAAAUUGAACCGGUUGAUGGAUUAAUAAUAGUAAUGUUUAAAUCGGGUUUAUUUGGUGUAAAUAGGUGGGGAUUCUUUGGGCUUAACUCGUGGGGGUUUUAGAUUCCUUUUUAGAAAAGGGAAGAAGAAGGUGCAAAUUUUGGUCCUCAUUUUCGGCUAAAGAUGGAGGGUAUACUACAAACGUUCAAUGAAUCAAUCCACGAGAUAAAGCAAUGAUGGAACCAUUUAAUUUGUUAGGACGUAGUUUUCGGCCAUACAAGCCCUUACUUAGCCACAUGAAUCACAUUUGUACUUAAAAUGAAGAACUAGAAAAUUGUUUGCUAUAUGCUAGGUUUCGUUAAUUAAUUAAUUCCAAUCUUGUUAUUA
Glycine soja is the source of this 1497-nucleotide messenger RNA. Its product is annotated as NAC domain-containing protein 72-like. Bases 108 to 1139 code for a protein of 343 amino acids. The record is from RefSeq and is a predicted model, not a curated record. Lineage: Eukaryota; Viridiplantae; Streptophyta; Magnoliopsida; Fabales; Fabaceae. The transcript is spliced from 3 exons. Gene Ontology annotation, molecular function: DNA binding. Gene Ontology annotation, biological process: regulation of DNA-templated transcription.